AUGGUACCUGUUGCUGCCUCGCCUAGCGGCUCAGUAUUGAGAGAACUGCACAGCCACUUGAAUAUUACAGAAAGUUUUUGGAGAAAAGAUGUUCGGCCGGAUGGACGAGAGUUGGGUGAAGUCAGACACACCAUUCUUAAUGUGGGUUCCAUUGGAACGGCAGAGGGUUCAGCUCUGGUGAAGCUAGGAAACACAACAGUCCUAUGCGGAGUGAAGGCGGAGCUUACCAAUCCCAAAGCUGAGGAACCAAAGUUGGGAUUCAUAGUUCCCAAUGUAGAGUUGUCCCCCCUGUGUGCUGCCACAUUCAGACCAGGCCCACCUUCUGAGCAGGCACAGGUCAUGAGUCAGUUUGUGAAUGAUGUCAUCGUUAACUCAAAAUGUGUUGACAGAGAAGACCUGCUCAUUGCAGAGGGAAAGCUGGUUUGGGUACUGUACUGUGACAUGCUGUGCCUAGAUUAUGAUGGAAACAUCUCUGAUGCCUGUCUCCUGGCUUUAGUUGCUGCCCUCAAAAAUACUGAGUUGCCAUUGGUUACGGUUGAUGAAGAAACAGAUCAGAUCAUGACAGAUGCACAUAAAAAGAUGAAACUUCGUGUCCAUUCAUGUCCAGUGUCCACAACAUUUUCCAUUUUUGAAGAUCAGAUUGUGAUUGCAGAUCCAACAAAUGAAGAGGAGAGUUUGACCUAUGGAGUGCUCAGUAUAGUCACCGUGGGAAACAAACUGUGUGCUGUCCAUAAACCAGGUGGCCAUCCACUCCCAGAGGACAAAAUAGAGCAGUGCAUUGACCGAGCCUUCCUCAGGUGUCAAGAGAUAAGUCAGCUAAUAGAGGACACAGUCACCAGUGUGAAAAGGUGACCUUCCGUCUUUGACUUGCGUACAUGUAAAAGUGACCUUCCCUAGCUAACUGUCAUCAGCCUAAAGAGGUGACCUUCCUUCAGUGACUUGUGUACAUUUACAGGUGACCUUCCCCAGCUAGCUCACUCACCAGCAUAAAGAGGUGACCUUCCCUCAGUCACCAGCAUAAAGAGGCACCUUCCGUCAGUGACUUGAGUACAUUUACAAGUGACCCUCCUUAGCCAGCUCAGUUACCAGUGUAAAGAGGUUACCUUCCCUCAGUUACUAGUGUAAAUGAGACUGUGUAAAAAGAUGAGGUUCCAUCAUUACCAGUGUACAAAUGUGAAUUUCAAAUGGGUGACCUUUUCAUCUGUGACCGGUGUAAAAUGAGCUCCCAUCAGUCACCAGUGUAAAACCUGUAGAAAAAGCCAUUUUCCCUCAGUCACCAGGGUAACUGGGUGAAUAGAGGCAACCUUCCAACAGGCAGCAACUUUAUACAGAGGUGACCUUUGAUCAGUAACCAGUUUAUAGAGGUAACCCUCCAUCAGUCAACAUAUUGUACAGAGGUGACCUUUUCAUCAGUGACCAGUUUAUAGAGGCAACCUUCCAUCAGUC
Messenger RNA from Liolophura sinensis, 1446 nucleotides. Its product is annotated as exosome complex component RRP43-like. Gene Ontology annotation, biological process: TRAMP-dependent tRNA surveillance pathway; nuclear mRNA surveillance; nuclear-transcribed mRNA catabolic process, deadenylation-dependent decay. Bases 1 to 852 code for a protein of 283 amino acids. The record is from RefSeq and is a predicted model, not a curated record. Gene Ontology annotation, molecular function: mRNA 3'-UTR AU-rich region binding. Gene Ontology annotation, cellular component: cytoplasmic exosome (RNase complex); nuclear exosome (RNase complex). NCBI's taxonomy places the organism in Eukaryota, Metazoa, Mollusca, Polyplacophora, Chitonida, Chitonidae. The transcript has 11 exons.